UGCAAGAGGGAAUAGAUGCUCCUACAUUUCUAUGCAUAAUAGCCCUAAAUAUUCCUUCCUCAGUCCCCAAACGCUAAAGCCUUCUCUCUUCCUCCUCUGCGCCUCUUCACUCUUUAGUAGGAAAAAGCUGAUUGAAAAAUGGGGGAGGAUGACGAGUACCGCUGUUUCAUUGGUAACUUAUCAUGGUCAACAUCGGAGCGAGGGCUAAAGGAUGCAUUUAGGAAGUUUGGCAAUCUUCUUGAUGCCAAGGUUGUAGUUGACAAGUUCUCCGGCCGAUCUAAAGGAUUUGGUUUUGUUACAUUUGAUGAAAAGAAAGCAAUGGAAGAGGCCAUUGACGCAAUGAAUGGGAUGGAUUUGGAUGGCCGUGCUAUCACUGUGGACAAAGCCCAGCCUCAACAAAGUUCAGGUAGAGAUUAUGAUAGUAAUCGGCCCCAUGAUCGUGACAGAGAUCGAGGUCGUGAUCGCAGUCGCAAUGAUCGUGAAUAUGGAGGUGGGCGGGGAUCUGGUGGUGGAGAGUGCUUUAAGUGUGGCAAGCCAGGACACUUUGCUAGAGAAUGCCCUAGUGAAGAAGGUCGUGGUGGUCGGUAUGGCGGCAGAGAUGAUAGGUAUGGUAGUGGCGGAGGUGGUGGUUCUAGAGGUAGUGGUUAUGGACCUGAAAGAAAUGGCGAUCGCUUUGGAAAUCGCAGCAGCAGGGAUGGCGGUGGACAUGGGGGAGGUGAACGAUAUAACCGUGAUCGUUCAGGGCCAUAUGAUCGUCGGGGUUCUGGCUCUCGCGCUGGUUAAUGCUUUAAGCUGAAGAGCUAGGCGCCAACCAAGCUGGAUACAGAGGGUUAUGUCUCAUGGCAUCUUGUUUCCUUGGCCUGUGAGAAGAAGUGGAUCGAUCUUUUGAACUUAUGAAACCUGGCACUUUAAUCUACUGUUCUAUGUCCAUAAAUGUUCUAUAGUAUGGAUUGAUUGGGAUCUUAUGCGUGCUUAAUUCACACUUAUGAAUGUGGUCUCACACUUUUGAAUGCUACUAUGGCUGCUGGUUAUUUGCUUUGUUGGCUUGGAAAGUAGAAUACUGUUGUUUGCUGCCGGAACCAUAAUGAUCUCUUGUGUUCACAAUUGUACCUCUGAAAUUUUGUGGUGAUAGAUGGGUCUGAUGAAUUGCCAGAAAUGUGUAUUGCCGAUAAAUUUCUGUGGUACAUAAGCGUGUUCCUGUCAAAUUGGGAAGCGAGGGUGAAUUAGAAGUGGUUUUUUGUUGCGUUCUCUUAGGAUCUGUUAACAGUUAAUGGGAGUAAAAACGGGCUGCCUUUGUUCAAAUGGCCUUUUUUGAGUACAUGGUUGGGUCUCUUUGCUUGUUUGGGUGCAUUUAAACGUAAUUAAUUUGAGAAAGUAUUUUGGACAGCGACAAUUCUUCUGCAAGUUAUUACACCACUAAUUGCUCUUGUGUUCGGGAAAGAUUGCUGGAGGAUGACUUUUAAGUUUCUUUUUAGAUGGCAAGUUGUUAGAUACUCUUGAGUUCAGCAACAGAGGUCCAUUAAUUUUGUUCUGGUUCUGAUGUUGCUCCUACACGGAGAAGGUUCUUGUUCGUUGUCGCUGUUUCCACAUCUGAAACCCGGAUGAGUGUCCUUUUGUUUCAAGUGAGGCUUCCUUUCCUGGUCAGCUUGUGGUUCUUGGUGUAUUGCUUCAAUAGAUGGUUCUGUUUUUCAAUUUCACUGGAGGUAUGACUGAUUUUGUUACCGGGUCCUAAAGUGUGGUUGCUUAUUUGAAUAUUUAGUACUUCAUCCGUUUUUUUUUUCGAGGUGGGAGAGGGAGUUGCCUCUUUGCUCAGUUACUCCUUUUAGAAACAUUGUAGAAUUCUAUUCUUUUGUUUUGCUUUCAUACCUGGGAACCCAUUACCCAUCAUCUGCCUACAGAUUUAGGAGUAGGGCUGAACCUUUAAGGUUCUUAAAACACUAAUAUGCUGUAUUUUCUCUCUCAAACACCCAUUACCUGGUUGAAUAUCUCUAUGUUCAGUACCCUAUAUACUCCGAACGGAGGAUUGAAUAUUGGUUGUA
Messenger RNA from Solanum pennellii, 2039 nucleotides. RefSeq names its product glycine-rich RNA-binding protein RZ1A. NCBI's taxonomy places the organism in Eukaryota, Viridiplantae, Streptophyta, Magnoliopsida, Solanales, Solanaceae. The record is from RefSeq and is a predicted model, not a curated record. The transcript is spliced from 5 exons. Gene Ontology annotation, molecular function: RNA binding; zinc ion binding. Bases 139 to 783 code for a protein of 214 amino acids.